AUGUCUGACCUGCCUACUGUUAGACCGAAGCAUUCAAGGUCAACUUCGAUCACGACCUCCAAGAAAACAACUUCACAUCAAAGAAAACCUUCGCUAAAUGUACAGCAGCAACAGCAACAGCAACAGCAACAGCAACAGAUACUUCAAACACCAAAACCAGAGCUGAAGCGCCAUAGUAGCAGUAGAGCUUCCUUGAACAUAGCACCUCCAACUACCUCAAAUUUGCCUCGAUUUGUAAACUCCAUCAUUUUGCGAGUGCAUAGCUUUUUAAACCCUUCAGGUCCUCUUUUACCACACUCAAAACAUGGAAAUGCUUUCGGCGGCACAGCCAAACCUUCGUUAUUAUCCAAACUGGCUCAAUCUCGGUUUAUUCGCUUCGCUGCUUUGUUCUAUGUCAUUUUCUCGGUCUUCUUAUCGCUAAAUCAUACCUGGAAGUACCUUACAUCAUCACCCAACAGCAACAACAGCCCUAUUCGACUCCAACAGACAGAUGCUGCACUAGACGAGCAAUUCAAUGACGACUGGGUACCUCAACGCACUUAUGACCAAGAUGAUACUUAUUCCCUUAUGAACCAAAUGACACAUGGUCUGAAAAUGAGCAAACUAUUCAGCAAAAGUUACUACGAUGCCGCCAAAAAUAUUCAGCCUUUCUGGAAAAAGGCCAGCAAUGUACCUGAAAAGGACGAAGUUUCCAUCAUCACCACAGCAAAUGCAGAUACCUGGGAAGAUUUGAAGAGAUUGACCAUCUACUGGGAGGGACCAAUUUCCGCUAUCGUUCAUAUUGAAGAGGACGACGAAUCGACUGUAGAAAAAAUCAAGCAAGAGUACGAAAAUACACCCGAGUUGUAUAGAAAUGUGGAUUUGCAUCUUGCUCAAAUCCCUGGCGAGAAGUUGAGUGUUUUGUUUCCUCGUAACGCUGAGCGUAACUUGGCCAGACUUUUAGCACAAACAGAUUAUAUUAUGGACUUACCCCAUGGUGUCAUCCCAGCUACUGAUUUACGCCGCACGCUCGAAUCCAAUAAGGAACGCAUCGACAGCCUUUUGCUAGCAGGAGACUUACUGGCUUUGCCCACCUUCAACUUUAAGAACAGAAAGGCCACUCGCGACGAUGUUCCAUAUGACAAAUCUCAACUUAUUCUAAAGCUCAGCGAAGAUAAGAUGGUACUGGAUGAUAAGCAUUGGAAGGAGAAUGAAGGUCCCACAGACUUGGAAAGAUGGAUGGACGCUGAAUUUUUAUAUGCCGUGGAAAAGUACGAGUUUCACUAUGAGCCCGUCAUCAUUGAAUCAAAGACAAUUCAACCCUGGUGCUCUGAAAGAUUUUUAGAUAGUAGAGCUGCUUGCAUCUUCUCAAGUUAUUUGCAAGGCAAUGAAAUUUGGGUCCUGCCAGACGAUUUCAUGGUUCAAAUGCCUUUGGAGGUGGAUUCCGAGGUUACGGAUUUUGAUAACGUUGUCGAGAAUCGAAUUUAUGCCAAGUUUUACUGGGAACAGUGUGUUCACCAUGCUAGACAAUUAGACGCUUUGGGUCUCUGGAAAUCACCUAGAUCUCAACAUAUUAGAAACCAAUGUUCCCGUGUCAUUCAGAAUUGGGGCAAAGGUCUAAUCGGUAAACCAGAGUAA
Messenger RNA from Mucor velutinosus, 1617 nucleotides. It is a transcript of the gene GIM4, whose product is annotated as Cochaperone prefoldin complex subunit. Gene Ontology annotation, molecular function: glucuronosyltransferase activity; xylosyltransferase activity. Bases 1 to 1617 code for a protein of 538 amino acids. The record is from RefSeq and is a predicted model, not a curated record. The transcript is spliced from 4 exons. Lineage: Eukaryota; Fungi; Mucoromycota; Mucoromycetes; Mucorales; Mucoraceae. Gene Ontology annotation, biological process: protein O-linked glycosylation via mannose.